Adineta steineri is the source of this 493-nucleotide messenger RNA. Lineage: Eukaryota; Metazoa; Rotifera; Eurotatoria; Adinetida; Adinetidae. The record is from the annotation of a GenBank genome assembly.
AUCGUGUUUUGCAUUUGUUGUUUUUAAAUAUAAAGAAGAUGCACAAAAAGCUAUUGAUCAAAUGGAUGGAAGAUCACAUGGAGAUAAUCGAUUAAAAGUAACAUGGGCUCGACCAAGAACUCGACAUCGUUCUAAUCGUCAUGAUCCAAAUAUGCGAUGUUAUAAAUGUGGACAACGAGGACAUUUUAGUCGUGAAUGUGAUGGUCAAAUGCUUGAUGGACGUGGACCAAGACGUCGUGAGGACGAUUUUGGUCGAUACCCACCAUCAAACUAUGAUCGUUUUCCGAGGUCACGUUCACCGCAACCACUACCACCACCAACAUACUUUCGUCAUGGAAUGCCAAUGUAUCCAGCAUUUACACGACGAUAUGAUCCAUAUUUAGAUGGUUAUUUUCCACCACCAGAACGAUCGGGUGGUCAUGAAUAUCGUUUUAGAGAACGUGGUACACGAUUAACACCACCAUCAGCAAGUGCCAGAUAUAAUCGCCGGUAA